Messenger RNA from Caenorhabditis angaria, 1008 nucleotides. The record is from the annotation of a GenBank genome assembly. Lineage: Eukaryota; Metazoa; Nematoda; Chromadorea; Rhabditida; Rhabditidae.
AUGGUCGGAGCUUCUCUUCUUCAAUCCGAUGAUGAUUCCGAUGUUCCGGAUUUGGAAUUUCGAGGAGAUUCGAAUCGAAGAAGAACGUUUUUCAAUAAGUGAGACACUAUUUUGGGUCAAAAAGCGGAAAAAAAAACUGUUUUUUUGUAGAACAUCCGAAGAUUAUGCAGAAAUAAGACAUCGUCGGAAAACCUAUAAAAAUAUAUUGUCAAUCUCAUUCAUCAUUGUUUUUCUGGCAGUUUUGUACUUUUUAUAUACGGCUUUAUCAAGAAUCAAAACUAUCAAUGAUGAGAUAAAAGGUGAGGACUCAAAUUACAUAUGUGGCCGAACUAUUUUGGUGGCCGAGAAAUGUCGGGAACUCGGCCAUAGCAACAAACUCGCUCUAAUGUUGCGAAAAUUCUCAUUGUUGGAGCGCGUUGGCCGAAUUCCCGACGUUUCGCGGCCACCAAAACAGUUCGGCCACACAUAUAUUUUAUUUUUAUGUCCAACUUCAAUUUUGUUGUGAAGUAAUUGCAUUUUGAGUUUUUUUUUUCUUUCAAAAAUAUAAAAAAAUCUUCCAAAAAUUUUCAGAACUUCGAAUAUCUUCGGAAAAAUUCGAUGAACUCAACUUGGAAAUCUCAAAAAUCCAAAUGCAGUUGAAUAUUUUCCGAGAAUCGUCUAUGGAUGGUGGAAAUUCGACAAGAAAACCGACAACCGAACUGGUUUAUGAUAGAUUGACUGAUAUUUCAACAAGGUUGGAUGUUUUGAGAGAUUCUGUUCAGAAGGUAUUUGAGAAUUGAGAAACGGAAAAUUUUCAAAAAUCAGAGAAAAAAAUUGCAGACUGCUUCCUCAAUCGAAGAUGUGACAUCUCGAAUGUCUCGCGUCGAGAACAAGUGUCUGGCGGUUUGUCAACACGACCUGAAUUCCGUCUCGCCGCCCAAAACUUCACGUGAACAACCACGUCGAAGACAGGCGGCUGACAAGAAAACAUCGACAAAUUCUGAGAUUGUAUUUCGACGAAAUGACUGA